AUGGUACCACAAAUUGAAGCAUUCACAAAAUUAAUAAAAUCGCCGAGUCAGUAUGUUACUUUGAAUGCUUCUGGACUUUUCAUUGGACUACCAGACGGUUUAAUGGGCAAUAGUGAGGCAGGUCACAUGAAUAUUGGUUGUUUACGAGUAAUGUAUCAAGAUGUCGUUCGUAUAAACAUGGAUGUGGAAAGCAAAAAAAUUGCUGAAAAUCCCAACUUUUUACAAUGCACCAGCAAUGUUAAAUUCACCAAUGGUAAACUUCACUUGUUGGGCUUGAUUAGCAAUGGAGGUGUUCAUGCUCAUAUUCAACACCGAUUUGCUCUUCUGGAAGCUGCUAAGGAUCAGAAAGUUUCCAAAACUUAUCAUUUCUUCGGUGAUAGCAGAGAUACCGCUCCUACAAGUGCAGUUUAUGUGCAGCAAGUCCUUGAUAAAGUAAAAGAACUUGAAUAUGGUAGUUUAAGCACCAUAUUGAUGUGUUAUAAUGCCAUGGAUCGUGAUAAUAGAUAUGAAAGAAUAAAGCUUUCAUAUGAUGGGCUUGUACAAGGUCUUGGAGAAAAAACUAACCCAUUUGAAGUUGAAUUGAUAGAAAAACGAUAAUCUGACAGUAAAGAUCCUCAAACAGAUGAAUUGUUGAAGCCUAUUAUUGUAUAUGAAAAUGAUAUGAUCCAGGACAAUGAUACUCUCAUAUUCAUCAACUAUCGCGCUGACAGAGUCCGGCAGAUAUCUUCCGCUUUCGGCAUAAAACGAGAGUUCGAGACAAGCAAAGUAGCUCGGAAUCUGAAGAUAUAUACAAUGACCCAGUAUAAAAAGGAAUUUCCAUUCAGUAUGCUGUACCCGCCUACUGUUCCCGUUAAUGUGCUUUCCGAGUGGGCAUCCCGAAAAGUUCACCCUCAGUUGCAUUGUGCCGAGACCAAAGACAUUUUAGGACAAUGUGAACCAACGCAGUACCCGAAUCUAGAGACCAUAGGUGCAAGAAUAAUGACUAAAUAUUAA
Uloborus diversus is the source of this 993-nucleotide messenger RNA. Its product is annotated as 2,3-bisphosphoglycerate-independent phosphoglycerate mutase-like. NCBI's taxonomy places the organism in Eukaryota, Metazoa, Arthropoda, Arachnida, Araneae, Uloboridae. Gene Ontology annotation, biological process: glucose catabolic process. Gene Ontology annotation, cellular component: cytoplasm. Gene Ontology annotation, molecular function: manganese ion binding. The record is from RefSeq and is a predicted model, not a curated record.